GAUGAUUUGAAUCGGGCUGCUCGAGCCGGGUUAUUCAGCUGUUUAGUGGAGCGGCCGCAUUUCAAUAUUAUUACAGCCUAUAGCUCAUUCAUCAUUUUACACGCAUCCAGUUUUGCAGAGGAAAACACCUGCUCACUGAAAACGUCUGAAAAUGGAUCGUCUACUUGUUGCGCUUGUUGCUUGCGCCCUUGUGGGCAGCGUCCACUGCGCCACUGGCUCAUUCCCGUGGUGUUACCAUCUUCCCACUUGCAAUGAUACUACAUGGCCUACCCAGGUCCCCCAACAUUGCAACGGCUCCAGGCAGUCUCCCAUCAACAUCGUGACAGCAGAUGCCACUGGCGACUCCAGUCUGACUGCCUUCACCUUUACAAAUUACGACAGCAAAACAGCACUGAAAAAGGUCAUGAACACAGGAAGGACAGUCAAAGUCAUCACUGACAGCGGGGUGCAGAUUUCUGGAGGGGGCCUGAGUGACCACUACGAGAGCAUUCAGUUCCACUUGCACUGGGGCAACGGCAGCUCAACACCUGGCUCGGAGCACACUGUGAAUGGCAAGCGCUAUCCCAUGGAGAUUCACAUAGUACAUGUGAAAGCCUCCUAUCGUGGGAACACAACCCAGGCCAUUGAAGACUCAAAUGGACUUGCUGUUCUUGGUUUCCUCAUUGAGGUGGACACAAAUACAACAGGUCUACCCGCAAGCUGGAAAACCCUGAGCUCCUACCUGGCCAACAUCACAGAAGCUGGUCAGGAGGUGGCUAUAAGUCAUAGCAUCUCACUGGAUGAUCUCCUGACGGGAGUGGAUCGGACGAAGUACUAUCGCUACCUCGGCUCCUUGACGACUCCCACUUGCAACGAGGCUGUUGUCUGGACUGUGUUCAAGGAGUCUAUCAAAGUCAGCAAAGACGUGAUUGAUCUCUUCAGCACCAGCAUUCACGCCGGUAACAGCUCCGCGCCACUGAUGACCAACGUCUACAGAAGCACCCAGCCAGCUCAGCCUGUCCGCACACAGCUUGCUGAGACCAGCGGAGACACCAGAACCUGCUACUCUUUAGGCCUCAUGGCCCUGAGCCUCCUGUUCGGGAAGUGUUAGAGGCAGAAGCUAAAAACACAAUGUCAGAGGGAACACUCAACUUGUGGUAUUGCUGAUAUACUUCUGUGUGAGCCAUUGGGCAGGGAUAUUUUAAUCACUCUUCCAUUUACCACCUUGGUUCCUCAAUUUUUCCAUACAUUUUCUCUUUGAGCAACCAAAGCUGCUUUCCAGUCCAAAGGGGCCAUUCCUAUCUCCAAGUUGCCAUACAAUGUAAUUUAACCACACUGGCUACCCUGAUGUGGCAAAGUCUGCUUAGUCUGAAGGGUCAAAAUGUUUUUUAGUUUUCUGUACUAGUGGCCUUCCUGCCCUCUCUCUGUGACAGUGUUUUUGGUUACAUCACACACUGCCUUUACAUUCUCAGGUUCACUAAGAGCGAAAAGUGGCAAGAAACACCCGCAGAUUUCCAGUCUUCAGGAGUGCCUAGUUUGCAAGUAUCUUGCUUGAGCUCUGCUGAAUACGGCCUCUUUUUUUGUCCUCAUACCCUAAACUGGGCUCUGUGCAUAUACUUGGUCCCAAAAAGGAGUUUAGCCAAAAUUACAGUGAAGAAUCAAUCUAAAAUUUCUGUGCUGCUGAUUUCAGCUGGUGUAAUGAAGGACUGAUGUGUCAAUCACUCAACCAAAUGAACACCAUUAUUUAUAACAGUGUGAUGCAUAUAUACCUCCAGGCUUGUCUUGUUUUACACACAUCUGAACUGUGAACAUUAUCCUGUGAAAUGUUUACAAUAAAUGACUUGCUGUCUGUUA
Myripristis murdjan (pinecone soldierfish) is the source of this 1833-nucleotide messenger RNA. Its product is annotated as carbonic anhydrase 4-like. Bases 152 to 1090 code for a protein of 312 amino acids. The record is from RefSeq and is a predicted model, not a curated record. Gene Ontology annotation, cellular component: plasma membrane. The transcript is spliced from 9 exons. Gene Ontology annotation, molecular function: zinc ion binding; carbonate dehydratase activity. Lineage: Eukaryota; Metazoa; Chordata; Actinopteri; Holocentriformes; Holocentridae.